Molecule: messenger RNA, 651 nt
Organism: Canariomyces notabilis
Lineage: Eukaryota; Fungi; Ascomycota; Sordariomycetes; Sordariales; Chaetomiaceae
Exons: 2
Coding region: 1-501 (166 amino acids)
Source: RefSeq, a predicted model, not a curated record
AUGCCUUUCUCCUCUGCAUUUCUUCAUUGCUGCGCAGCCUUGUUGUUGCCAGCCUUGGCCGCUGCUGCCAGCUCAUCUGAUGGAUUUCAGCUUUAUGGAUAUGGAGAGGGUAUCGGCGGACUGCCGGUGUUAUCCGAUGGAGUUACCACAACCAGCACCGGCUGGCUCGGCUCUCCCAAUACAACGGUCUUCACCAACCCUUCUGAUAUUUCAAGCUGGAGCAAUAAAACGUUCGGGGUUCCGUCGGCAUCCUCUUCGUCCAAGAACGUCUUGUUUGUCAAUGGCACGAUGGACUCGACCAGCGAUGUGGUAACGGACUUGUUGACUUAUGGCUCUUAUGUGUUCGUUUGGGGUGAAAGAGGGGAUAUGGAGUCACUCUGGUAUGCCUUGCCAUCGGACUUAGACGGAAUCUUUGCUCUGAAGUGGAACUCUACGGGUGAUGAGUCUGACGGCAAGAUCCCGAUUACGCUGAAGAAGACGCCGCCGUCUACUAGCACCUGACUUGGUAUUCAAUCUCGUACCACCAUUUUUUGACUAGGAUAGUUGGGUCUGGUAGUUGCCCUAGACCUCGACAAUAAAGUUGAGGCCCCAGGAGAGGCGGUGAAGUUACUGUUCGCCGUGUUGGGCAAAACAAUUGAGCAUUCUCUCCAU